Neolamprologus brichardi is the source of this 2211-nucleotide messenger RNA. It is a transcript of the gene tkfc, whose product is annotated as triokinase/FMN cyclase. The record is from RefSeq and is a predicted model, not a curated record. Gene Ontology annotation, cellular component: cytosol. NCBI's taxonomy places the organism in Eukaryota, Metazoa, Chordata, Actinopteri, Cichliformes, Cichlidae. Gene Ontology annotation, molecular function: glycerone kinase activity; ATP binding. Gene Ontology annotation, biological process: glycerol catabolic process.
GAUCUGACGCUACUCAUUGUGCCUGCUGUCGGAAGAGUGAGGGAGCGAGAAAAGUUAAGAUGGAGCCCCAGAAGAAGUUGAUCAACUCAGCAGAGAGUUGCGUGGACGAAGCCCUCCUCGGCCUCGUCAGGGCCUCCGCGGGCCUCUCUCUGCUAAAGGGCCACAGGGUCGUGCUUCGGUCUGACCUUGAAAACCUCAGGGGAAAAGUGGCCCUCCUCUCUGGAGGGGGGUCGGGCCACGAGCCCGCACACGCAGGUUAUAUCGGAGCAGGGAUGCUGUCGGCGGCUGUUGCAGGAGGAGUGUUUGCAUCGCCGCCUCCUGGCAGUGUCCUUGCUGCCAUUCUCUCCUUGCACAAUGCAGGAGCUUCUGGGGUCCUUCUCAUUGUGAAGAACUACACAGGUGACCGCCUUAACUUUGGAUUGGCUGCAGAGCAAGCUCGUAACCAGGGUGUUGCUGUUGACAUGGUGAUAGUUGCGGAAGACUGCGCCUUUGACCAACCAAGUAAGGCUGGAAGAAGAGGCUUGUGUGGCACUGUCUUCAUACAUAAGCUGGCUGGUGCUUUAGCAGAAGAGGGCUGCUCAUUGGAUCAGAUUGUUUCCAAGGUGACGGAGAUUUUAAAGGGGAUCGGCACUCUGGGGGUGAGUCUGUCUCCAUGCAGCGUUCCCGGCUGCCUGCCUUCCUUCGAUCUACCGCCAGGAGACAUGGAGGUCGGGCUGGGUAUCCACGGGGAACCUGGAGUAAAGAGGUCAAAGGUGGCCUCUGCUGAUGAGGUGGUCAAGACCAUGAUAGACCACAUGACCAACCCAAGCAGCCAAUCGCAUCUGCCGCUGAAAUCAGGAGACAGUGUGGUUGUGUGCGUGAACAACCUUGGAGCUCUGUCUUGCCUAGAGAUGGCUGUGGUGACUAGAUCGGCCAUCAUCUGCCUGGAAAGCCGUGGAGUGGUGGUUGCCAGGAUGAUGUCUGGGUUGUUCAUGACCUCUCUGGAGAUGGCAGGAGUGUCGCUGACCCUGAUGAGGGCUGACAAGGAAACACUGAGGCUGAUAGAUGCUAAGACUACUGCCCCUGCCUGGCCAAACCUCAGCAAUGUGUGUUUGAGUGGACGCAGCUACAUCACAGAACCACAAACAACCAUCAAACGGCCACAAGAUGAGAAGCACUCUGAAGGACCACUUAGUCCUGUGAUGCAUAAAGCCUUGGAGAAGAUUUGCUCCGCUCUGUUGGAAAAGCAGGAGGAACUCAAUUCCCUUGAUCGUGCUUCCGGGGAUGGAGACUGUGGUAAUACUCAUGCUCAGGCUGCUAGAGCCAUUCAGGAGUGGCUUCAAGGACAUGUGGUCCCCGGUUGCCCCAGGCAGCUGUUAUCGGUCGUUGCUGGAUUGGUGCAGGAAAAAAUGGGCGGGUCUUCAGGAGCGUUGUACAGUCUGUUCCUCACUGCGGCAGCCAGUCAUGUGACCGAGGGGCAGAGCAAUGCUGCAGCCUGGGCCACUGCUAUGAAUGCUGGGACAGAAGCAAUGAAAAAAUAUGGUGGUGCCGCCCCUGGAGACAGAACAAUGCUGGAUGCUUUGUGCCCUGCAGUUGAUGAACUGAUUAAGCUGGCCACAGCUCCAUCUGGUGGAGACAUGGCUGUACUGCAAAGUGCUGUGAAGAAAGCUGCUUCAGGAGCGGAGGCAACUCGUGACCUUAAAGCAAGGGCUGGGAGAGCCAGCUACAUCUCACCCAACCUGGUUAGCCUGCCAGACCCUGGUGCUGUAGCUGUGGCAACCAUCUUGAAAGCUAUUCUGGAGGUGCUAGAGGGGCGAAAGUGAUGCAGCCACCAGGAUAAGAGUAGAGGGCUAAUGCUACCUAAACAAAACUGUGAUGCAAGAGUGAUUAUCAUUUAAAAUAUUUUGAUUUUGUGAUGCAUAUUUUACAUUUUUGGAAGCGAUUUUUCACACUAUACACAAAGUAAGUCAUUACAAGCUGUUAAACUGAGUUUACGAAACAAAAGGAUGUAAAAAUUAUGGCAGCAGUGCAAAGAUGUAUAGCAAAAAUCAAGAAAAAUAACUUGGGUAUUGUCUCUAAAACAUAUUCCAUUGAAAACCAAAUCAUAUGAACAGCAGGAGACUUUUGUAGCAGAAGGGAAUAUUCAUAGUUUCUACUAAUAAAGGAAAAAUCUAUUAAUAGAUUGGUGUUAGUGAUUUUGGUAUUUGUUAUUAAAAAAGCAAGAUCCAUUUA